Amaranthus tricolor (Joseph's coat) is the source of this 833-nucleotide messenger RNA. RefSeq names its product zinc finger protein CONSTANS-LIKE 2-like. The coding region runs from base 115 to 639 and encodes 174 amino acids. The transcript has a single exon. The record is from RefSeq and is a predicted model, not a curated record. Lineage: Eukaryota; Viridiplantae; Streptophyta; Magnoliopsida; Caryophyllales; Amaranthaceae. Gene Ontology annotation, molecular function: zinc ion binding.
CAAUUUGCGACAUUUUUGACUCAAUUCCAUAUAAAUAAACGGCUCCCUUAAAAACUCCCAUUAUAUUAUUUUCUCAAAAUCAAAAACCCAAAUUAAGGGAGGAGAAAAAAGAGAAUGAAGAACAAAAAAGAAAGUUGUGAGUUAUGCCAUAUGCCUGCAAGCACAUACUGUGAAUCAGACCGUGCAAGGUUAUGUUGGGAGUGUGAUACCAAAGUUCACAAAGCUAAUUUCUUGGUUACAAAACAUAGUCGCAUUCUUCUUUGUCAUAUUUGCCAAAAUUCAACUCCUUGGUCUGCAUCUGGUUCCACUCUUCCUCCUUCUUUUUCUUUUUGUGUUUCUUGUGCUUCUAAUUCUUCUCAUCAUCUUGAUGAUGAUGAUGAUGAUGGUGAUUAUGAAGAGGAAGAAGAAGUAGAUUCAAGUCAUGAUGAUGAUGAAGAGGAGGAUGAUGAUGGUGAUAAUCAAGUUGUGCCAUUAACAUCUAAUUCUUCAUCUGUGCCAUCUUCAGCAGAGGAUAAUAAUGAUUAUGAUGAUGAUGGUGAUUAUUAUGUAUAUCAUGAUGAUGAUGAUGAUGGAGAGCUUAAUGUAUCAAUGCUACCUUCAUCAUCAAAGCGUAAGCGAGAGUUUUAUAUGGAUUCCUGAUGAUAAUUUUAUUUUCCAUCUCCUAAUAAUUUAUUUAUUCUAAUUAAUCAUCUGGUCGGAUAGUAAUUAAUCAUAUCAUCUGUACAUUAGCUCAUUGCUAUGCUGAUUCCAAUAUCUAUUCAUUUCAUCAUACUCUGUACAAGUUUUAAUCAUUUUACAUAAUUAACUCAAGAUUAUUAUUUUUUUUCUUUCCA